Drosophila eugracilis is the source of this 4664-nucleotide messenger RNA. RefSeq names its product protein SMG5 (gene Smg5). Gene Ontology annotation, molecular function: protein binding; telomerase RNA binding; telomeric repeat DNA binding. Gene Ontology annotation, biological process: nuclear-transcribed mRNA catabolic process, nonsense-mediated decay. Lineage: Eukaryota; Metazoa; Arthropoda; Insecta; Diptera; Drosophilidae. The record is from RefSeq and is a predicted model, not a curated record. Gene Ontology annotation, cellular component: telomerase holoenzyme complex.
GUGUAGUUCUUGGAUACGUUUAUACCUGAGUGCAGCUGCGUGCUGAAUGCAUCUCAAUGCAGAGCGCAUCAGUUAUUUCGCAAUCGCGAAUGCAAUAUCGAAAAUACCAGAGCAGAAAAGCAAAAGCAAAAGCACCCAUCGAAAUGGAGGCGACACUCAGCUCCGGAGGAUCAUCAAAUGCCUCCAGCGAGUGCGCUAUUGAUAGCGGAACGAACCGCUGUCGCGGCUUAGAGCCCAACAAUGGCACCUGCACCCUCAGCCAGGAGGUAAAGGAUCUUUAUAGAUCCCUUUACACCGCUUCCAAGCAACUGGAUGAUGCCAAGAAGAAUGUCCAGACUGUGGGACAGCUGUUCCAGCAUGAAAUCGAGGAAAAGCGCUCGCUGCUGGUGCAGCUGUGCAAGCAGAUCAUUUUCAAGGACUACCAGUCGGUGGGCAAAAAAGUGCGCGAGGUAAUGUGGCGUCGUGGAUACUACGAGUUCAUCGCCUUUGUCAAGAAGAGCUGGCACAAGCAAGGCCAAGAUGCGCCCACUGCUCAGGAGAACAUGCUGAAAUUAGAGAGAUUUCUCUGCGCCGGGAUCUUCAAUUACAAGCGACUUUCUUCGCGCAUGGAGGAGAUAUACGAUCUGGAUUUAAAGUAUUUGAUUGAUUUUUCCAUCAUCAGUGAUGGUUAUAUAAGCGAUAUGAUUGGGGACACCAAGGAGACGUCCCAUUCCAGCACUCAGGCGGUUGACAAGAGCCUGGAGGCAGUGUCAUUCGCUCUCGACACCAUACACUCAUCCUUGCUUAGUCUGGGCGAUUUGCAUCGCUACUUUUUGGACUUUCGCAUCGACAGCAAGCUGAGUAUCAGCAAGGAGCAGGUCGCCAAGUACUAUUUGGAAGCCUUCAAGCUCAAUCCGGCCAUUGGUAUGGCCCAGAACCAGUUGGGAACCCUGUAUUACGGUCAAAACCAUGAUUUGGACUCUACUUACCACUACUUGUACUCGCUCGUGUGCAUCAUACCCUUCGAAUUGAGCGAAAAUAACCUAAACAAAUUGUUCACGAAGCACACCGAAUAUUUGGAGCAAAUGGAUCCCGAGAAACUGGACUUUAGCAUCGAGGAUUUCUUCGCACGCUUUUAUCUGAUCGUGGACAUUUUCUUUUUUGACAAGGAAGUGCCGGAUUUCAACUCUUUGUGCCACUGCGUGCUUAUUGAUUUACGCAAAAUCCUUUGCUCUCAGCAGCUGCGUGUUCCAGAGCCCAGUAUCUUCAAGAUCGUCUCGAUUCUGUUCUUUUGUCUGUCCAAGCUAAAGAUGAUUAACUCACCAAAGGUCUACUCGUUGCACGCUUUUCUGGUGGCCGCCUGCUCGGAUCUAAUGGACGCCUGCAUCGUCAGCAUUGAACAGACGAUCCUGGCCCGCGCCCAAGACAAUGAACAUUUUCAGGCGGAGUACGAGAAACGUUUCCAGGAGUUUGACACUGGGGUGCGUAAGUCUCGUAAUGAGUACAAAAACUGGAUAGCAGCAGUCGGCGAGAGUGAGCGCAAGGAUAAAAAAACGAUCCCGCGUCCUCAAUCUAUUAAGGACUGCAGCUCUGACUCACGCGAAAGUCAGCACUCCGGCGAGGAAACAAAGACCCAGGAGGCUGCUGACGGCGACAAGAUCGGUGAAGGAGUCUCCACACGCUCCAGCGACGAGGCCAAGGAGUCCGAUCUUAAGACCCCGCUGUCGUGCAAAAGCAAGCGGCGUGGAAUGCGCCUACGACGCCGACGCCGCAAGAUCGCCCAGUCGGAUGACAGCUCUUGCUACGACAGUGAGAGCGAAAUGGAUACGGACUUCUACAGUGACGAGGAGGAUUACACGGAUCUCAGUUCGAAUUUCGAUACAGACUUCAGUGACAUUGAUGCAGCUGAUCCGGGUGAGGUUUGCGGGGAUGAGCACUAUGAAGCAGCUUCUUACAGCAAGAAAGAGCGCAAGUCUGGCGGCUGUGGAGGAGGCGGAUUAGUCUACUCUGACAAUGAAGACGUUGUUAUAGAGGAGGAGAAACUCAUAUAUCCCGAGGAAAUCGAACGUAGGUCCAACUCACAGGAUGUGGACUCCGAGGAGCUUCUGCGUAGCUUUGAAGUGCUGCAGUUGAACUUUAAGAGCGCAGAGGAUGCCAAGACCAAGCCAGCGGUGGACGGCGUGCAGCCUGCACCACCGCCCGUCAGCUUCUCAGAGCCACCCAAGAAACUUGUAUAUCGCAACAAGUACACAAAAAUUAAUCCCAACAUAAUUAUCGAUUGUUUGCAUAGUGAGCCCACUAUCAGAGCCCUAAAAAUGCUCUUCGACUGGCUCCGUAUUAACCCGGAAAUUCUCAUUGGCUGCUACCACUCUAACCCGGAGUUUGUGCACAAGAUCAUGAAGCUUCUGAACUACUGCAACAUCGACGUUUUCACCAGGAAGGUGUACUUUGAGCGCGAGCUCUUGACCACGACCAAUGUUCGCGAUUCUCUGGGCGAGCUGUUCGAUGUGCGGGCAAAUGUUCCUCUCACUGAGGACUUUGCCUUCAAGAACUUCGACAUUUUCCAGAGCACCCAGAUUACCUUGGAUUGGGAGACCAUUAUCCGCGAGCGAGUUACUUCCCAAGAAGAGUCUAUACUUCGUAUAUUCAAAAUGGUCGACUUUGGCUUUUUUAUUUGCAAACAAAAGAAGUUUAACUACAGAUUCUGCGUUAAGACGCGGCGUUUCACCGAAACUCAGAAGAAGAAACAGCGCGAGGAGAAGAAGGGUGGCGGAUCACGUCGCCGAGAGCGUCGCACUGCUCCGAAAACUAACCGAACAAAGCGGAAUGAAGGACGUACUCGUCGCUACUCCGAUCGCAAGAACGGUAUCGUUCGCAAGAGCUAUACCAGCAACGAGGAAAAGGACACCGUGGAGGAGUGUCGCAAGGUGCCACGUAAGGGUUACUUAAGGAAUCGGAAUGCCGAGAAGGCCGCUGCAGUCAUAGCCAGUGCCACAGGAACCUCUGUAGCCGGCGGCACCUCAGCCUCCACAACCACAAAUAGCGUCAUCGAGAAACUGAAUGUGCAAUCCAGCUCAGGGGCUGAUGAAGAGCGUUCGGAGGCAAAGUCAAAGAAGUGUGAGCUCAUGGGCAAACUCUGGUUGCAGAACGAGGUGGAGACCCUGGAAGAGGAGCUGCGGGACAGUCCCGCCCAUGUGGUGAUGUCCCCAUUCGUUGUGGUCGAUUCGAAGGCAUUGACCGAAUACAAUGGCAUAGUCAAGUCGUUGGUGAGGACCAAGAAGUGCAUUGUCCUCAUACCGAAUGCAGUGCUUAAUGAGUUGGAUGACUUGAAGAAACGCAGCGAGAAUGUCCGUCAUGUCAUCCGUUGGUUGGAACAGGAGUUUAAGCAGGGCAAUAGGCACUUGCGUGCUCAGCGCGAUAACGAAAGUCAGCCGCUUUCUUUGCUGAAGAUAUCACGCAAGAUGGAUCGUGACGCCUCGGUUUUCCUUCAAAUUGCUCAGUUUUGCAACCACCUGGUGGCCAACCAUGCCGAUCCGCACGUCAGCGAACUACAGAAGAGCGUGGUCACGUACUUGUCUGGUGAUAAUCUGCAUGAGAAAAACCGCCAGCAGCAGAACUUUAGCUAUACCGGCAUCCUAGACUCGAUACCCGUUCGCUAUGCCCAGAUUCAGAGCUUCUACGCCAAGUUUAAGGCCAACAAAAAAUGAACAAACCCAAGUGGAGCGGCAACGGUAGCGGGCGCUAAGGCGGCAAAGGCAACUGCAGACCAGGUGCAAUGCAAGCUAAAAAGGGUGCGAGCGUGUUCUCUCUGUACAACCACAAAUCGACAUGGAGUUCCAAAGUUAACGAAAGCCGUGGACGACGGCAAUACCAAACCAGCAAUCGCUGCUGCAGCCUCGGUUGUGGCCGUGUAUCCCCCAAAAAACUGAAACUGUUACCAUCAGCGGGAGCAUGAUUCCCCUAGCCCAGCCUAUGCAGCAGCAGCAUUGUGUGGAAUUUGCUUGUUGUGUUUAGACCAAACUAAAACAAAAUACCAAUCAAAAUCGUUCACUUUCAACUCAAUGGAUUAACUGAUGACGACUUCCCAGCUAAAUGUUAAAUGGACAAACGACAAAAGCAAUACCUACAAAAAAAACUUAUGGAAAAAAUCUAAAAAAAAAUCAAAUUUUCAAGAUCAACAGAAGGCGAGGCCUGAACGGUUCACGGAUAAGAGAUUUUCGUGGAGCACCUAGGAGUAGAGAAAGCGUUAUGACGGUGACCAGGACGGAUCGACUUUCUAAUCGGUUAUUUGCUUGAUGUACCAAUCCGUAUUCAAGAUUUCGACUUUCCUGCAUCGAGCUGGACUUGAGAUCCAAAGCUUUUCGAUCUUUUCUGCAGUUGUGUUUCGUUCUCGGUUUGGCAGACAGAGUAAAUUUAAAUUUUCACGCUUCUGACUAGGCAAUCUGCGUGACCUUCUCUAUAAAAACAAAAUAUAUGGUACAUAUAUAUAUAAAUAACAACUUACAUUUUAAUGUCUUAACUAAAGUUUCCCGCGUGGGACACAAUGCAAGUUUCCAACGAAAAAAUUAAGGAAAAAUGCCGCACAUACAUAUGUAAACAAAAUUCUACAUUAUUUAAAAUGUUUCCAAAAUUAAAAGCUUGUUAGAUUUUGUUUGAAAAAUAAAUAAAGCGCCCAAACACAAAAA